Molecule: messenger RNA, 1048 nt
Organism: Andrographis paniculata
Lineage: Eukaryota; Viridiplantae; Streptophyta; Magnoliopsida; Lamiales; Acanthaceae
Product: protein MHF1 homolog
Exons: 7
Coding region: 370-777 (135 amino acids)
Biological process (GO): replication fork processing; resolution of meiotic recombination intermediates
Cellular component (GO): FANCM-MHF complex; Fanconi anaemia nuclear complex
Molecular function (GO): chromatin binding; protein heterodimerization activity
Source: RefSeq, a predicted model, not a curated record
GCAAUUUGGAGGAGAACCGAAGCAAGCACUUGUUUGCAUAUCACCGUCGGCAGCUUCGUUUAUGGCAGAAUGGUGGCCCGCAUCCUUGUCAAAAUUAUUUCUCUCCACAACAGCGACAACAAUGCGAUUAUUGUAAGGAAAUUUACUUUCAAAAUAACUUUUAACCGGCGACCGAGGCAACAAUCGGCGGCGAAUGUAGGCGGUGGUAAAGGAGGCAAUGGAAGAGAUUGUUGGAGACGAAGAUAAUAUCUCAUCCGCACAGGCAUUGACUAAAAUUGAAUUUAACAACUUGGAGAGCUGAGAGAAUCAAAAUUCGACCGCUUUCAAGCACUAAGAUAGAAGUUUGGAGGAUAUAUUGAGAGGGAAAAUAUGGCGAGCGACUUGGAUCGAGGGGAAGAGGAUGAAUCGGCGACCGAGCUGUUGAGAGAUCGAUUCCGUCUCUGCACAAUCUCCAUCGCUGAAGCUGAAGCGAAGCUAAACGGCAUGGAAGUUUCUCAGCCAAUUGUGGCUUGUAUCUCUGAUUUAGCCUUCAAAUAUGCUCAUCAGUUAGCGAAAGACCUCGAGUUGUUUGCACAGCAUGCCGGCCGCAAGUCUGUGAACAUGGAAGAUGUCAUACUUUCUGCGCAUCGCAAUGAGCAUCUGGCAGCCUCCCUGAGGUCCUUCAGCAAUGAUCUAAAAGCAGCCAAGGAACCCCAAUCUGAGAAGAAAAGAAAGAAAAACCAGAGGAAGGAAGACAAAGAUGCUUCUGCAGAUGUUCUUCAUAUCACAGAUCCAUAGCUCCAAAAUACAAGUGAAUUAUUGCUUCCAUGUUCUACUAAUUGUGCAUUUCUGUACAUUUUGAAGCUAAUAUAUUCUGAUUAGAUUACUGAUCCUUAAUAAUUUGACUUCAUACCAACACAUAAUUUCCCAUCUAGCUACUUGAAAUGAUGUGCUGUCUUCUCACCCUAUAUGUAUAAUACAAUGCUUGAAUGAUUUGUCUUCUUACUAUGACACAACUCCUAUUUGUCUACAUUUUGAGAUUUUUCAACAGGGUUAUACAAGGAGAAUU